AGUUCCAGCCCAACCCUCCAAAAAAGAACACAAUGUUCAACACACGUAUCGUGGGGGCCUUCCUCCUAUUGCUGCACCUGUGCACGGCGCUGAAGUUCGACCUCCCCGCCGUCUCCGGCAAGAACGAGCGAUGCAUCCGCAACUUCGUCUCCAACGGACAGCUCGUUGUCGUUACGGCCAUUGUGUCAGGGAACAAGGGUGAUGGACAGGUGGUGAAUAUGCAUAUUAAAGAUGCUCUCGGCAAUGAACACGGCCAUCCUAAGGAUAUCGUGGGGGAGACGCGCCAGGCUUUCACUUCGCCGGCGGAUACGGCAUUUGAUGUCUGCUUUGAGAAUCUGCUUGUUUCGAAGAGAGCAACGUCGAAUCCCUCCCGCAUGAUCGAACUGGACGUCGAUAUCGGUGCCGACGCGCGCGACUGGUCGAGCGUGCAGGUGCAGGAGAAGCUCAAGCCCGUGGAGACGGACCUGCGACGCAUGGAGGAGCUGGUUGCCGAGAUCGUCAGCGAGAUGGAAUACCUGCGCGCACGCGAGCAGAAGCUGCGGGAUACGAAUGAGAGCACGAACGAGCGGGUCAAGUGGUUUGCCUUUGGCACUAUGGGAAUGCUCGUUGGUCUGGGAGCAUGGCAGGUUGUCUACCUGCGGGCGUACUUUAGGUCUAAGCAUCUUAUCUAGUGUAGUCAUCUAUUGUUGGUUGAAUGAUACGUUAGACUGCCAGGCACACCCAUUAUGAUAGCUACGUAUACAUAAGACUGUUACGAGUCAUUCCAUACUCCCUCGCCGGUCUCGGUAUUCUCCCCCCGCUCCAACUGGUCAUUGUCAGUGUAGGGCGUUGACUCGAGCGCACGCGGCCUGCUCUGCUCUGUCCGUUCUGUCCAGCUCUGCUGCCUCGUCCAGCUCGGAUAUCCGUAUUCGAAGAAAAGCUUUUUUUUUUCAACAGCUUAGCAGAAGAACCAAGAAAAUAUCUAUCCCGGAGGGACUUCUAAUUCAUACCUUAACCAUCAGCGUAAACACAGCAGCAACAAACACCAUCAUGGCUGCACUCUGCUCCCUCUCCGUCCA
Molecule: messenger RNA, 1058 nt
Organism: Penicilliopsis zonata CBS 506.65
Lineage: Eukaryota; Fungi; Ascomycota; Eurotiomycetes; Eurotiales; Aspergillaceae
Exons: 4
Coding region: 33-671 (212 amino acids)
Biological process (GO): endoplasmic reticulum to Golgi vesicle-mediated transport; intracellular protein transport; Golgi organization
Cellular component (GO): endoplasmic reticulum-Golgi intermediate compartment; endoplasmic reticulum; Golgi apparatus
Source: RefSeq, a predicted model, not a curated record